Messenger RNA from Chanos chanos (milkfish), 693 nucleotides. It is a transcript of the gene sspn, whose product is annotated as sarcospan (Kras oncogene-associated gene). The coding region runs from base 1 to 693 and encodes 230 amino acids. The transcript has 3 exons. The record is from RefSeq and is a predicted model, not a curated record. NCBI's taxonomy places the organism in Eukaryota, Metazoa, Chordata, Actinopteri, Gonorynchiformes, Chanidae. Gene Ontology annotation, cellular component: dystrophin-associated glycoprotein complex; sarcolemma.
AUGGGGACCGAGAAGAGUCUGGCAGGAUCUGGUGGAGGGGAUAAGAACACACAGAAGAAGGGAGAGAAAGAGGGGGGAGGCCACUCCGUGGAAGACGCCCACACGUGCUGUGGCUGCCGUUUUCCUCUCCUCAUCGCCGUGCUACAGCUGCUGCUAGGCGUCGCCAUAGCAGCCGUGGCCUUUCUCAUGACGGCCAUCAGCCCCUCUCUGCUGGCCAGGGAGACGCCCCACUGGGCUGGCAUCAUCCUCUGUGUGGUGUCGAUACUGGGCUUCAUGCUAUACUGCAUCACCUACUUACCUGAUGAGAGGACCUCAAUGCAAUUCAUUGCCAAGCUUCUCUACUUUAUUCUGUGCACUGUGGGUCUGAUCAUCUCCGUGUUGGUCGUCGCGUUCGAGAUCCACCACUACGUUCAGUCCAGCGGCUUCCACUGCCACGAGACGGCCGAGGACUGCGUCUGUAAGCUGGACGAGACGGAUCCCAUCGCUCGUACCUUCACCUACGCGGGGGUGUCGGACUGCUCUGCCAUUACCGGCACGCUCCCCCUGUAUUACCUCCUGCAGAUCCUGCUGAACCUGACUCAGGCCCUUGUGUGUAUGGUGGGGGCGUUUGUAAUGUGGAAGCAUCGGUACCAAGUGUUCUUUGUGGGUCUCCAGAUGGGCUCACCCUCUAACCAGCAGUGGCAGAAGGCUUAG